UUCCGCUGGCUUAUGGUCCUUUUAAAAUUCCAAGACCGUUUGGACCGAAGCCAUUGAGCAUCGAUAACAAACGUGUCGAUUUGUUUUUAUUAUAUUUGUGAAUAAUGUGAGGACAUGUCGGAUUAUUGGGAGAAUUUACGAAGAAAAGGGAAGAUUGUCGACGAGGGGAUCAAACGGCUGGAUAAACAAUGGGAGACGCCACAUAUUUUCAUAAAUAAAUGUGGAGAAGGAGAGGCGAGCAAACAAUUGGAGAAUUUUUUGGAAACAAUUAAAGACAUUCACGAUGAAAUUAUUGAAGACAAUCAGCCAAGGGAUGACUACAUCGCAGACGUGGACAGGUUCUCGGACGAAUGUGCAAGUAUUUACGAGGAUAUAAAGCAACAAGUAGACGAAAUUGAGACUCUUUUGACUGAAUUUGGAUAUGGGAGCCUUGAGCAGUCAAAAUUGGCACGAGAAACUGAUGGGAACAGCAGUAUCUUGACUCCAGACAUGAUGGAAAGUCUCGAAAUUACCGGCGAAUGUCCCAUAGACAUGCCUGCAAAUGAGCAAGAAAACAUUGCUCCCAACAAAUCAACGAAAAACGACAUGCCUAAAUUCAUUGCCACUCCUGUUAUCAAGAGUCUUGCUUCCUUGAAAUUGGAGGUAUCCAGUAAGACUCCCCUGACGGCAUCCACUUCGUCAGGUUAUCCUCGGGAACCCCUCUAUUCUCCUUAUUAUUACAAGGCCUAACACUUCAGUUGUCGAGAUAUGCUUACAUCUACAAAUAUCUUUUUUAUUACAUUUUUUGUCAACGAAUACGAUUUUUUAUAGAACCAUGCAACUGUAAAUAAACCCAAUUGUUUCAUA
This is a messenger RNA of Diachasmimorpha longicaudata, 846 nucleotides long. RefSeq lists its product as uncharacterized. The record is from RefSeq and is a predicted model, not a curated record. Lineage: Eukaryota; Metazoa; Arthropoda; Insecta; Hymenoptera; Braconidae. The coding region runs from base 115 to 729 and encodes 204 amino acids. The transcript has 3 exons.